Protopolystoma xenopodis is the source of this 441-nucleotide messenger RNA. The record is from the annotation of a GenBank genome assembly. NCBI's taxonomy places the organism in Eukaryota, Metazoa, Platyhelminthes, Monogenea, Polystomatidea, Polystomatidae.
UUGAAAAAGCCUGGCAACGAACUGUGCGGGGUGUCGUUGGGUAACGGAUGCCGUUCAGUCCUGGGUACCGACUCGUAUGCAUGCCAAUGUCAUGGUAUCUGGCAUAUUGACAUCCGGUUGAAUGAGGAUAAUUGCCAACUGAGGCUGGAUUCUGUCAGUGACUACGAGCAAUUGGACGGGACUUCUGACAGCAAAUUGUUGCCAGCUGACGGGCAGGUCAACCUAGAGAGUGAAAAAGAAGAUUCGAAUGCCACAAGCCGACGAAUAGACAUACAUCAACUAGACUUGAUCAUGAAGAAGAAGAUUGAUUCUUAUCAGCCAAACUGCCAGCACAAGUCGCUUGUCCUUACUUCUAUCGACAAGACGCAAUACUCUUGUGUCUGUCCAACUGGUCCCACCGGCUAUAAGCUUUAUGAGGGCAAGUUAAUUAAUUGUCGCUGA